This is a messenger RNA of Tetrahymena thermophila SB210, 915 nucleotides long. Its product is annotated as Serine/Threonine kinase domain protein. The transcript has a single exon. The record is from RefSeq and is a predicted model, not a curated record. Gene Ontology annotation, biological process: protein phosphorylation. NCBI's taxonomy places the organism in Eukaryota, Ciliophora, Oligohymenophorea, Hymenostomatida, Tetrahymenidae. Gene Ontology annotation, molecular function: protein kinase activity; ATP binding.
AUGAUCGAUGUAAAUAUAUUGUAAUCAAUUACUACUGGUUCUUUAGAAACCUAAAUUUACGAAGUUUACUUGAGCAAAUCUUCCUAAAGUACAAAUCAAAACAAUAAAUUUUUUUUAAACGCUCAAGAGGGUUAUUACAUUGGUAAAUCUAUUUCAAAAUCUUGCAACUUCUCCUUAAAGCUACUUGAUAAUGAAAUUAAUAUUUUAAAAGAGCUCAAUAAUGAUUAUAUCAUUAAGGCUAUUGGGUUACAUGAAACUUAAUAAAGUAAAAUGUUAGUUUUAGAAAGCUAUUAUUGUGAUUUAAGUGAUUUCAUAGCUUAAAAUUCUACUCCUCUUCCUACUUUUAGCUUAUUCGAUUUGAGAUAUAUGAUAUCUGAUAUUGCAAAAGGUUUAGAAUAUUUACACUCAAAGCAAAUAUCGCAUAAUGACAUCAAACCAUCUAACAUAUUGCUUGAUGAAAGUUGCAAUGUAGUACUUAGUGAUUUCGGUACAGCCUCAAUGUCAGAAGGCCAAUCUUCAGAGCACUUAAAUUAUAUUACUUCUAUUAUGAAUAAGACUUAUCUAGCACCUGAAAUCAAUGGCUUGGCUGAAUAAAAAAUUAUUCAUUUUAAUCCUUUUAAAUCAGAUAUUUUUUCUUUUGGAUUAACUAUCUUUUCUUUAAUGUUUGGUGGGCAAUUACCUUAUGAAUCAGAUUAAUACAGAAAUUAUGACAAAAAGUUUAAACUCUUACACAGCAAUCCUGAUCUCUUUUUUGCUAGAUAAGAAUAUGAAUAAUACAUCUAAUAUUGGAAGUAAUAAAAAGAAUUCAAAUAUUCUUUAUUCGUAGAAUUCAUUCAAAGUAUUCUUAAUCCUGAUCCUCUCAAAAGAAUGACAGCUAGUUAAGUUUUAGACCACUAAUGGCUUGAAAACUUUUGA